This is a messenger RNA of Camellia sinensis, 1224 nucleotides long. RefSeq names its product transcription factor MYB8. Lineage: Eukaryota; Viridiplantae; Streptophyta; Magnoliopsida; Ericales; Theaceae. The record is from RefSeq and is a predicted model, not a curated record.
UGAUCGGGUCUCUUGCCUUGGCUUUGCUUUGCUUUGCUCUGCUCUGCUAGCCCUCCUUUCCCCACCCCACUGCAUAUAUAUAUAUAUAUAUCCUACCUCCCUCCCUCUCUCUCUCAACACUUUUCAAUCAAAACUCUCUGUUUCUCUAUUACUAAUUCUCUCUUAUCCAUAUCAACAUCAAGCUAAGCUUAGCCAAGCCAAGCAAAGCAAAACUCACACAACUCAUCCAUUUCUCUCUCUCUCUCUCUCUCUCUCUCUUCCUUGUUUGUUUGUAUAGCCAACCUAACCCUACUACCAAAAUCAAUCCUAAUCUUCAUUCAUUCAUCAUAAUCAUGGGGAGAUCACCUUGUUGUGAGAAAGCUCACACCAACAAAGGCGCCUGGACCAAAGAAGAAGACCAGCGCCUCAUCAACUACAUCCGCUCUCAUGGCGAGGGCUGCUGGCGUUCCCUUCCCAAAUCCGCCGGCUUGCUUCGCUGUGGCAAGAGUUGCAGACUCCGGUGGAUUAACUAUCUCCGUCCUGAUCUCAAGAGAGGGAAUUUCACUGAACAAGAAGACGAACUCAUUAUUAAACUUCACAGCAUGCUCGGAAACAAAUGGUCAUUGAUUGCUGGAAGAUUACCAGGUAGAACCGACAACGAGAUCAAGAACUACUGGAACACUCACAUCAAGCGAAAACUCAUCGUUCGGGGCCUCGAUCCCCAAACUCACCGCCCUCUCAACGCCACCGCUUCAACCACCACCGCCAAUUCCAAAUUUGAUUUCAGAAAUGCCUCCCACUCCUAUUCAACCCUAACUGACAUCGAUUUGACGAUGAAUCAAAACACAUUCAAGCUUAUUGCUAUGGCGGACGAUUCCUCAUUCGACGACGGCAAGUGCAAUAGCGGCACCACCGAGGAGGCUCCUCCUCAGCUCCUUCAACCACCACCACUUCUAGCUCAUCAUUCCGAUCAAAACUGCCAAUCCAUCAAUCUCGACCUCUCGAUUGGACUCGUUCCGUUCCAAUCCCUAACACGGAGUGAGUCCGCCAACUCCAACUCGGCGGAGAUUGAGCUAAAGAAGGAGCAGGAGGAGGUGGUUCCGUAUCAGUUUGUUGUGGCGGCGAGGCCGUCGGAGACGCCAGCGCCACAGGCGGUGUGUGUGUGUUGGCAGUUGUCGUUUCAGAGAGGUCAAUUGUGUAGUAAUUGCAGCACAAAUGGGUUACAUAGAUAAAGACAAAUUGCUG